CUGCAGUGGCCUAGAUUACUCUGAAACAGUUUCAGAUGGACCGGGUCAGACCGUUCCCACCUUUCUCGUGGGCAACCCAACAACAACCCGCACUCUCCUCUGGUUCCCUCGCACCUCUCUUCUGAUCGGUCCGACAAAGAAUCGUGUUGGCCCCAGCCACUGGCGGUGAUCCAACGCUAACUCUGAUUAGCCUCGACGCCUUUGCGCAGCACCUCUCGACCUCCAGGCAGUCAGAAUUUCUCCCUCCAUUUCGCCCUCCUCCCCACCUCCCCGUUGCUGACUAUCACCGCUCGGUCGCUGGACCAGUUUCUUGUAUCUUUUGAUCGCGUUCUUCCUCCACCGUCCUCGGUGUCCCUCUACUCCGUCCUAUCCCGGCCGAUCAAUGCUCCAGGGGCAUCUGUUUGUCCGCCCCAAGCGUCAUGGCCAGCGGUAGGCCUCCCGGACUUCAUCCAGCCGCUGGCCACAAUGAUGAACUGCUGCUGGAUGAGUCGGCUCCCAUGUACAACACGGGGCAACGCCCUCCCGUCAACGAUGACCAUCUACUGCAACAGUACGACAUCGACGACUCCGACCACCCCCCUCAACAACCGCGUCCCUCGGUUUCCUACGACCAGUUUGUCGGCGGACAGGUGCCGCCGCACUCCGGCGCCCAUGCGACGACCGCGCAUCCCCCGGCUCAGCCCGGGGGCUACAUGACCGAUCCCUACGCAGGAGCCGAUAUGUCUCGCGCCUACUCGCAAACCUCCGGGUUGAGCAACUACCACCGCUACUCGCUCGAUGACGAAUUCGACGAUGACCGCUCAAUGCACGGGUACUACGACCUCGACUACCAGGAUGACCAUCACAUACAGUCCGACAGCCGCGUCCGGCAGGCGAAGGAGCGAAACAGCAUACUGGGCCUGGGAGGCGGCUUGGUGGGCAGAGCCAAGCACAUGCUAGGCAUGGCCCCCGAAUACUCGGAGAUGGAUCUCCCCCUGACGGAGUCGGGAGCGAGAGCUGCGCGGUUGGACAGUGUGGAUGGAGGCGCGACUGGGCCCCCGAAACGAUCCCAAAAGUCGGAUUUCAAGUUCGGGUUUGGUCGCAGAAAGGUCGAUCCAUCCACCCUCGGACCGCGCAUGAUCGUUCUGAACAACCCGCCCGCCAACGCGGUGCACAAGUUCGUCGACAACCACGUCUCAACUGCCAAGUACAAUGUCGUCACCUUCGUCCCGAAAUUCCUCUACGAACAAUUCUCCAAAUACGCCAACCUGUUCUUCCUCUUCACCGCCGUCCUUCAGCAGAUUCCGAACGUGUCCCCGACGAAUCGUUAUACUACCAUUGCUCCAUUGUUGGUUGUGUUGUUUGUCUCCGCUAUCAAGGAAUUGGUUGAGGAUUAUAAACGAAGAGCGUCGGAUAAGGGAUUGAACAACUCCAAGACCCAGGUUCUGAAGGGCUCCGGAUUCCAUGACACCAAGUGGAUUGAUGUGGCUGUCGGAGAUAUUGUGCGUGUCGAAUCGGAGCAACCGUUUCCGGCUGAUAUGGUUCUUCUGGCGUCUUCGGAGCCUGAGGGAUUGUGCUAUAUCGAAACUGCCAACCUGGACGGAGAAACGAACUUGAAGAUUAAGCAAGCGAUUCCGGAAACUGCGCAUUUGGUGAGCCCUGCGGACCUCAGUCGGUUAACCGGACGUGUCCGAUCCGAGCAGCCAAACAGCAGUCUAUACACUUAUGAGGCGACUGUGACCAUGCAGGCCGGCGGAGGUGAAAAAGAACUGCCUUUGGCACCGGACCAGCUUCUCCUUCGUGGUGCGACUCUCAGAAACACGCCCUGGGUUCAUGGCAUUGUUGUUUUCACCGGCCACGAGACGAAGUUAAUGCGGAAUGCGACGGCGACACCGAUCAAACGGACUGCUGUGGAGCGAAUGGUCAACAUCCAGAUCCUCAUGCUGGUUGGCAUUCUUAUCGCGCUUGCUGUCAUCAGCUCUGUUGGUGACUUGAUAAUUCGCCAGACCGAGGCUAGUAAGCUCACGUACCUGGACUACGGCACUACGCAUCCGGUCAAACAGUUCGUCCUCGACUUGUUCACCUAUUGGGUCCUCUAUUCGAACCUUGUCCCUAUCUCGCUUUUCGUGACGAUUGAAAUUGUCAAGUAUGCGCAGGCAUUCUUGAUCAAUUCCGAUCUUGAUAUUUACUACGAUAAGACAGAUACCCCGGCGACAUGCAGGACAUCCUCCUUAGUUGAAGAGUUGGGCCAGAUUGAGUACAUCUUUUCUGACAAAACAGGAACCUUGACCUGCAACAUGAUGGAGUUCAAGCAGUGCUCAAUCGCCGGUAUUCAAUACGGCGAGGAUAUUCCUGAGGACCGGCGCGCUACAGUUGAAGAUGGGGCGGAAGUAGGCAUUCAUGACUUCAAGAAGCUUAGGGAGAACUUACAAUCCCACCCAUCGGCUGGCGCUAUUCAUCACUUCCUCACGCUUCUUGCCACGUGCCACACUGUUAUUCCGGAAAGGUCCGACAAGGAGCCUGGGAAGAUCAAGUACCAAGCCGCGUCUCCCGACGAAGGCGCUCUUGUCGAGGGUGCUGCGUCUUUAGGGUAUUGCUUCUCUAACCGGAGACCUCGUUCUGUGAUCUUCACCGUAGGCGACCAAGACUACGAAUACGAAUUGCUGGCAGUCUGCGAAUUCAAUUCUACAAGAAAGCGGAUGUCAACAAUUUUUCGCUGCCCUGAUGGGAAGAUUCGUAUAUACGUCAAAGGUGCGGACACUGUCAUUAUGGAACGCCUCAACCCCGACAAUCCUACUGUCGAGGCAACCCUGCAGCACCUGGAAGACUACGCUUCGGAAGGUCUUCGGACGCUCUGUCUGGCCAUGCGUGAGGUCCCCGAGGAUGAGUUCCAGCAGUGGUACCAGAUCUACGACAAGGCUGCGACAACCGUCGGCGGAAACCGUGCUGACGAGCUCGACAAGGCCUCGGAGCUUAUCGAAAAGGACUUUUAUCUCCUGGGAGCCACAGCCAUUGAGGAUCGUCUGCAGGAUGGUGUGCCGGACACCAUUCAUACCCUCCAGACGGCCGGAAUCAAGAUCUGGGUGUUGACCGGUGACAGACAAGAAACCGCCAUCAACAUCGGAAUGUCGUGCAAGCUCAUCUCUGAAGACAUGACGCUGUUGAUUGUCAACGAGGAAACCGCCGAGGCCACCCGCGACAACUUAGCCAAGAAGCUUCAAGCUGUUCAAAGUCAGGGUACAUCCGGUGAAAUCGAGGCAUUGGCUCUGGUAAUUGAUGGUAAAUCAUUGACUUUCGCUCUUGAAAAGGACAUGGAAAAGCUGUUUUUAGACCUGGCUGUCUCGUGCAAGGCCGUGGUGUGCUGUCGUGUUUCUCCACUUCAAAAAGCCCUCGUCGUCAAGCUUGUCAAACGCCAUCUCAAGUCGCUACUUCUAGCUAUUGGAGAUGGCGCCAAUGACGUGUCUAUGAUCCAGGCCGCCCACGUUGGUGUCGGUAUCAGCGGUGUCGAAGGUUUACAGGCCGCCCGGUCUGCGGAUGUUUCCAUUGCUCAAUUCCGCUACCUGCGGAAGCUUCUACUCGUGCAUGGUGCAUGGAACUACCACCGGAUCAGUCGCGUCAUUCUGUAUUCUUUCUACAAAAAUAUCGCGCUUUGUAUGACACAGUUCUGGUACUCUUUCCAAAACGCUUUCUCUGGUGAAGUCAUCUACGAAUCGUGGACCCUUUCCUACUACAACGUCUUCUUCACCGUGCUUCCUCCCUUCGUCAUGGGUAUCUGUGACCAGUUCAUUUCCGCUCGAUUGUUGGACCGCUAUCCCCAGCUGUACCAGCUGGGACAGAAGGGCGUGUUCUUCAAGCGACACAGUUUCUGGUCGUGGGUCUUCAACGGGUUCUACCAUUCUCUCGUGCUUUACAUUGUCUCUGAGCUGUUGUUCCUCUGGGACGGUCCUCUAGCAGAUGGUAAAACAUCAGGUCACUGGGUCUGGGCGGAGACGCUGUACACCGCCGCCUUGGCCACGGUGCUCGGGAAAGCGGCCUUGAUAUCCAACAUCUGGACCAAGUACACGUUCAUCGCGAUCCCGGGGUCGCUGAUGAUCUGGCUGAUAUUCCUCCCGGCCUACGGUUACGCGGCACCGGCGAUCGGCUUUUCGCAGGAGUACUACGGCACGAUCCCCGUGGUCUUCAGGGACCCCACGUUCUACCUGAUGGCCAUCAUUCUCCCCUUCAUCUGUCUCCUCCGCGACUACGCCUGGAAAUACACCAAGCGCAUGUACUACCCGCAGCACUACCACCACGUGCAGGAGAUCCAGAAGUACAACGUACAGGACUACCGUCCGCGCAUGGAGCAGUUCCAGAAGGCGAUCCGCAAGGUGCGCCAGGUCCAGCGCAUGCGGAAACAGCGCGGCUACGCAUUCAGUCAGGCCGACGAGGGCGGACAGAUGAGGGUUGUGAAUGCUUACGAUACCACGAGGGGAAGAGGACGAUACGGUGAAAUGACCAGUUCCAGGGCUCUGGUAUAAUGAUGAUUGAUUGACUAACUGACUGACUUGACGGAUUGAAAUGGAACUGAAUUGAAAUCUUGCGUGUAUUUUCUCUCCCUUUUUCUUCUUCUUCUCUCAUUCGCUUCUCUGUAAUUCUUAUCUGCCCCCUCCCCCCUCCCCCCUCCCCUGUCUCAUCGUGGUCCUUGCAUCGG
Aspergillus heteromorphus CBS 117.55 is the source of this 4669-nucleotide messenger RNA. RefSeq names its product aminophospholipid-translocating P4-type ATPase DRS2. Gene Ontology annotation, molecular function: ATP hydrolysis activity; ATP binding; magnesium ion binding. The record is from RefSeq and is a predicted model, not a curated record. Gene Ontology annotation, biological process: post-Golgi vesicle-mediated transport; phospholipid translocation; intracellular protein transport. The coding region runs from base 420 to 4496 and encodes 1358 amino acids. The transcript is spliced from 3 exons. Gene Ontology annotation, cellular component: plasma membrane. Lineage: Eukaryota; Fungi; Ascomycota; Eurotiomycetes; Eurotiales; Aspergillaceae.